GACACGCUUCACCUGUCUUUGUUUUAAGUCGUCUGGUUAAAUCAGCUGCUCCGCCUGCAAAAAAAGGACUCUGUUUAUUGUAACAAACAGAUUCCCUAUAAAUUAGCAUCCUGGAGGACUUUGUCAAAUCAAAACCACGUGUUAGCAAACAUACAGCCUUCUUGAAUUAAAGCUCAUCCCCAAGCUGCCCUCUAUACAACCUCGAAGAAAGAACGUGCGUAUUGGAUUAACCCCAGUCUAAUUACAGCGUGCGUCCUCUCCAUGGUUUGCCAUUUAGUCAGUCGUAUCAUUUGCAAAUUAGGUACGUAUUAAUGUGGGUACUAGAUCUAAAUUAUGUGGGACGAAUUGUGGUGAUACUGUUGGAACAUUUUACAUCUUGUAGGUCUGUUUGGUAUCUGACUUCAGUGCGUAAAAAUAUGUCUGCACCAGGAUAAACCCAAAGGCGAAACAUAAAAAAUGCUCAUUUUCCAUUAAAACCUCGUUACAUUUUGUACUGAUAAAGAGCUUCCAUGUGUUUCUGACAGUGGUGUUUGUUGUCAGCUGAGCUUUAAUAGGUAAAACAAUCCCAUUCAGAGGCCACCGGGUUUGCGUGGCCUGCUGCGCCAUAAUGCUCGGCACAAGCCCUCCAAUGAGUACUAAAUACCAAGUGUUUUUUGUCAAUAUUAGCUGGACUACUUGGGGGGGAAGUUUAUAAUUGGACACGUGUUUUUUCCUUCUUUUUGUCAUUUUGGAGAUCAACUGAUCCCUUUGUAAUACGUUUUUAAAGCAAUGAACGAUCUACGAGGAGGGGUAAAGAGUUCUUAAGAGCUCCCUUUCAGUCUUUAGAAUUGUCCAGAGCAACAUGGAGGCCCUGGAAGUAGGCUAUUUAAUCCAGGAGAUGUGCCCAUGAGGCUGACACACUGCAGAUAUUAAGGCACAUGCAGGUAGGCAGUCACCAAUCUAUCCACGAAAAAAAAACGGCUCUGUGUUGGUCAUCACUUCUACCUAGAAAAGAAAUAUAAUCAUUUUAUUUUACUUUUUAAAAUAUGGAGGACAUUCUCUUUGACUUCGACCAGGAUGGCAACACAGAUUUUGCAUUUUGGGGACAAAUGGAUCAAAACUUCCAGUUUCCGACCCAGCUGGACACCUUCCUGUUGGACUGCACCGCAGCCACUGGCCAGCUCUCGCCCUGGUCCUCUUUCGGCUGUCAGUCCAUGUUCCCGGACGCACAGCUGACCUUCACCGACCUCGACGUGCAGUCACCGGGCGCGAGCGUCUGCGCUGAGGCCGAAACUUCUUCCGUGGACGAACCCCUGGAUAUCAACAAGCGCAGGGCGCGGCGGCUGGUGUCCCAUCAGCCCUACAAGGUGCAGCGGCAUGCCGCCAACAUCCGGGAGAGGAAGAGGAUGCUGAGCAUCAAUUCCGCCUUCGAAGAGCUCCGCUGCCACGUACCAACGUUUCCCUACGAGAAGCGGCUGUCGAAGAUAGACACUCUGAGACUGGCCAUAGCCUACAUCGCCCUGCUGAGAGAGAUCCUCAUGUCAGGCUGCGACCCCAAAUCCUAUGUGGACGAGUGCAUGAAGAACGGCUACAAGAAUCAAACCAACGCCAUUUGGAACACAAGUGAUCUGACAGCCCGCCUCUCUUGGAUAAAGUGGGAUUAACUGAGGAACAUGGGGCACCCCGAGUGUGGAGAUUGCAGCGGGGAAGUGUUCCUCACAUGACAGAGCCGACUGAUCGACAUCUGCAGACUUCUCACCGGGUCACACACCUCAGGCUUUCUCAAACCCCAUCCACUCUUUCGUCCUCCGUGGCUUUUAAUAUUCUAAUUUAUUGUCGACUGGUAAUUGAGAGCCAUUGUUUCUGGGGGCCUGGGGAGGGAAAAGGGGGUUGUCAUUGUUUACCCGAAUGGAUGGCACUUGUCACAGGGAGAGAGGGGCACGCUGGCAUGAGACUGAAUGGACUUCCAGGAGGCUCAUACUUCUGCAUGUAGCACUGAAGUGUUAUCUGGACUCUCGCUCAUUAGUCCGCGAGUCGAUGUGUUAAAAAAGAGCCUUGAUCAUGUAAAUGAGACGACGGGCACGAGAAGCAGAUCGGUGUGAUGUGCUUCAGCACGUCAGGUGCUGUUUCCGAGGACGGCAGUAAGGCUGGUAGUGUACUGUUAGUUUCAUUCGCAACCUCUAUCAUCUGUUCUAUUAUUUAUUUAUUUAUUUAAUUCUAAUUAUUGCUUAUUUAUGACAAAGUAAUUGUAAUCCAUUGUUGAACAUGUGUUUCAGCAUACUGUAAUUAUUUGUUGUUCUGUAACUCAAAUGUGAGAAAUGUGUUUAUACUCCAUGUUUUGUGACAUGUGUCAUGACAGAAAGGCUCACACUACAACUUUCUGGGAUAAUUUCACAUAUUUUGUAAACACUGAUAUCCAUAAA
Thunnus maccoyii (southern bluefin tuna) is the source of this 2402-nucleotide messenger RNA. RefSeq names its product pancreas transcription factor 1 subunit alpha. The record is from RefSeq and is a predicted model, not a curated record. The transcript is spliced from 2 exons. Lineage: Eukaryota; Metazoa; Chordata; Actinopteri; Scombriformes; Scombridae. The coding region runs from base 1026 to 1643 and encodes 205 amino acids. Gene Ontology annotation, biological process: regulation of transcription by RNA polymerase II; developmental process. Gene Ontology annotation, molecular function: DNA-binding transcription factor activity, RNA polymerase II-specific; RNA polymerase II transcription regulatory region sequence-specific DNA binding; protein dimerization activity.